GUUUGGACCAAGAGGAACCAGAACCUCUGCAGAUAAAAGACGAGCAGAUAGAACCAGAACAUCCCUGGAAAGAAGAAGAAACCAUGGAGCUCCCCAUAAGUGAGCAUGAAGAGCAGCUUGUUCUGAAGCAAGAGACUGAAGAUACAGGAGAGAAACCUUUCCCAGACCACCUGCAGGAUUAUGUUGGAAAAGAGGAGGAUUUCUCUGAAAAGCAGCUCUGUGGUCAGGAGGUGAAUUCCAGUUUGGACCAAGAGAAACCUUUGCAGAUAAAAGAAGAGCAGAUAGAACCAGAACAUCCCUGGACAAAAGAGGAAACCAUGGAGCUCCCCAUAAGUGAGCAUGAAGAGCAGCUUGUUCUAAAGCAGCAGACUGAAGAUACAGGAGAGAAACAUUUCCCAGGUUUGACAAGGGGAGAAAACCUUCUAAAAAAAGAUUUUUUUAUGGUUCUCACUCAAAAAGGUCAGAAGAUUUAUGAAUGUCUGUCCUGUGGAAAAAUGUUCCCAAAGAAAUCUAAAAUUGAUGGACACAUCAGAAUUCACACAGGUGAAAAGCCCUUUUCCUGUACUGUUUGCAACAAGAACUUUACUGAAAAGUGUAAUUUGAUUAAACACAUGAGAGUUCAUACAAGUGAGAAACCUUUUGAAUGUCUAUCCUGUGGAAAAAGAUUCUUCUCUAAGUAUGAUCUUAAUAAGCACAUCAAAUUUCACAAUAUUGAGAAGCCUUUUUCCUGUACCAUUUGUAACAAGAAUUUUACUGAAAAGGGUAAUUUGACUAAACACAUGAGAGUUCACACAAGUGAGAAGCCUUUUGAAUGUCUGUCCUGUGGAAAAAGCUUCAACUUGAAGUGUGUUUUUAAUAAUCACAUCAGAUUUCACACAGGGGAGAGGCCCUUUUCCUGUACCAUUUGUAAGAAGAAUUUUUCUCAAAAGACUCAUUUGACUCAACACAUGAGGGUUCACACAGGUGAGAAACCUUUUUCCUGUACCAUUUGUAACAGGAAUCUUACUGGAAAGGGUAGUUUGAUUAAUCACAUGAGAGUUCACACUGGUGAGAAGCCUUUUAAAUGUCAAUCCUGUGGAAAAAGCUUCACUCAGAAAUCUCAUCUUGAUACACACAUCAGAAUUCACACAGGUGAGAAACCUUUUUUCUGUACCAUUUGUAACAAGAAUUUUAAAAUAAAGAGUCAUUUGACUCAACACAUGAGACUUCACACAGGCGAGAAGCCUUUUUCCUGCAGCAUUUGUAACAAGAAUUUUAAUCGCAAUAGUCAUUUGACUCAACACGUGAGGGUUCACACAGGUGAGAAGCCUUUUUUCUGUACCAUUUGUAACAAGAAUUUUAAAAUAAAGAGUCAUUUGACUCAACACAUGAGACUUCACACAGGCGAGAAGCCUUUUUCCUGCAGCAUUUGUAACAAGAAUUUUAAUCGCAAUAGUCAUUUGACUCAACACAUGAAAAUUCACGCAGGUGAGAAGCCUUUUAAAUGUCAAUCCUGUGGAAAAAUCUUCUCUCAGAAAUCUAAUCUUGAUAAACACAUCAGAAUUCACGCAGGUGAGAAACCUUUUUUCUGUACCAUUUGUAACAAGAAUUUUAAAAUAAAGAGUCAUUUGACUCAACACAUGAAAAUUCACGCAGGUGAGAAGCCUUUUUCCUGCAGCAUUUGUAACAAGAAUUUUAAUCGAAAUAGUAAUUUGACUCAACACAUGAGGGUUCACACAGGUGAGAAACUGUUCUAAAUGAUUUUUGACAAAGGGUUUAAAUGAGAAGGUAAUUUGAGUAUUCAUAUGACAUUUAUUCAUGCAUGAUGUGGAAUGAUUUAUAUUUUAAAAAGAACCAUUUGUUUCACAUAAGUCAGAGCAGUUAGAUGCCACAGGAAUGAACAGUAGAGGCGUUUUCCAUGUUUGGUGAUAAAAUGUACAUCUAAAAACUUCUUCACAUCAUUACACGAGAAACUCACUGGUUAAUGGUCUUUUUCAAGCAAAGUUUUGAGAAAGCAUUAAUGAACAGCUCUGUUUACAUAGAAACCAGAACAGAUAAGGUGUUAUAUUGCAAACCCGGUAAAUAUUCAGGGCGAAUAUAUGGAUGUGAACAUUUGAAAGUUAAUUAUUUUGAGUAAAUUAGAUUUUAUUUGCCAGAAAAAGAUAAUUGCCUAAACCAAUAAGAAAAUGAUUAGAUUCACAAUUUCUUACUUUUGAUGUAUUGAAGGGAAUAAACAUAAUAAGGUCCGACUACAACAUCUUGGUUACAGAUGAAGCAAGUUUGCUGACCAUACAACAAGCAAUUGAGAAGUUAUAGAUAUUUAAAUUGAAAUAAAUCCAGACGGACACCUAAUGUGUCAUUUUGGCAUGAUGUGGCACAACUUUUUCUGAAUGAAUUUCUUCAGAAAAUAAACCUCACAAGUUUUAUUUUUGGGACUAAGAACUUUAAGCUGAAUGCUAAGCUAUUGGUUGGAUAUAUUCCAGAAACAGACAUUUGUUCAGAUGGAAACAAAAACAACUGUUAGACAGAUGUGAUGUGCUUUGCUCAGUUUUUCUGAUGUUUUUGGAGGAUUUUUUCUUUUUAAAAAUCAGCUGCAAAUUAUCAGUUUUUACAAAUUCAGUGUCUUAUUGGGUUUCAUUAGCAAUGCAUCAAUCAGCCCUGCUGCAUGUGUUGUUGAAACCAGGCCCACCAAAACUCCAACUUUUUAUGGCACAGUGUUAGAGCUAUGGUCAAUGGAUAUUAGAAUGAAGUAGAUCAUCUAUAGAGGAGUCUAAGAUGAAGAUUAGAGACAUUUAUAAGUGUGAGUCAGUCUCAGAGUUAGUCAGCUACAAGCUAAUUAAUGUUGCAAAGUAGCUCGGGAUUAUGGGGUUAAACUACGGGACAUCAAAGACCUCAGUUUAGAGGCUGGAGUCUGUAGUUCAGGUAAAUUGAAGUCCUAAAAUGAUGAAACAUGUUUGUUUAAAAAGAUAAAACAAGAUUGAUGAUGUUGCUGUUAUUUUUGCAGAUCAGUUUGUACCUGCUUUAAAUUGGUAAAAAGCCUUUGUCUUAAUAAUGUAUUAAAUAAAUCUGACACUCCUCUAGAAGUGUAAAGUUUCUGCUUUUUAAAGGUUUUUGAAAGUAUAAUUUUCCUUUGAAGCUAAUAGUUUUGAUCUUGAUUCUUUAGAUGUUCUAUUUACCUGCUAUGAUUGAAAAGAAUGAUCUAUUUUAUGCAGCUGAUUUAAUGUAUUAUAUUCUGUUGUACAUUUUUUAAAUUGUUGUAAUCACUUCUAAAUUGAUGAACGAGCAGCAAUAAAAACCUCAUGGAUUGUAAAUAUUUGCUUCUUUAUAUGGUUUAAUAAAUUGCAAACAACCUUUUUCCGUGUUUUCUCUGAUA
This is a messenger RNA of Cyprinodon tularosa, 3352 nucleotides long. RefSeq names its product gastrula zinc finger protein XlCGF57.1-like. Gene Ontology annotation, cellular component: nucleus. The transcript is spliced from 2 exons. Gene Ontology annotation, molecular function: DNA-binding transcription factor activity, RNA polymerase II-specific; RNA polymerase II cis-regulatory region sequence-specific DNA binding. Lineage: Eukaryota; Metazoa; Chordata; Actinopteri; Cyprinodontiformes; Cyprinodontidae. Gene Ontology annotation, biological process: regulation of transcription by RNA polymerase II; central nervous system development. The record is from RefSeq and is a predicted model, not a curated record. The coding region runs from base 84 to 1736 and encodes 550 amino acids.